Messenger RNA from Pleurotus ostreatus (oyster mushroom), 2502 nucleotides. RefSeq lists its product as uncharacterized. Gene Ontology annotation, cellular component: Golgi membrane; ER to Golgi transport vesicle membrane; endoplasmic reticulum. Lineage: Eukaryota; Fungi; Basidiomycota; Agaricomycetes; Agaricales; Pleurotaceae. The transcript has 10 exons. The coding region runs from base 1 to 2502 and encodes 833 amino acids. The record is from RefSeq and is a predicted model, not a curated record. Gene Ontology annotation, biological process: endoplasmic reticulum to Golgi vesicle-mediated transport; intracellular protein transport; vesicle fusion with Golgi apparatus.
AUGGAAUUCCUUUCGCAAACAUACGUUGCUCUUCGUGGUCCAACGGGAGCGCCUCAAACUCCUGCAGACAUUAUCGCGCGACUCAGCGACAGGCUCUCACCCGCUACCCUACUCGCUGACAGACGAGCUUCGGUCCUAGCCCUCAAAGGUCUCGUUCGCGAUUGCAAGCAAGACGUCGGGGAACGCGCCCUGACCGGCCUGCUGCAAGUGCUGGAGAAUGAUGCCGAAGUGGAUGCGGAGAUCGGCAGGGCAGCCUUGGAAACGCUCCUCAUACUAUGCGAAACCGACGACGCGUCGCGCGAGCUCGGCUUCAAGCACACCGAUAUCGUCCUCACUAACGAACGGGUCAUCAACGUCUUGUUCACGCUCCUGGGGGACUCCAAUUUCUAUGUUCGCUUCUCUACUCUGCAGUAUCUGUCCGUCCUUCUCCAGAACAGACGACAAGUGGUGCAGGCGUAUUUCCUGAAAGCUCAAGUCGGUCCGGGAAGCGUUGUUGCUGUUCUCGACGAUAGACGGGAGAUCAUACGAAAUGAGAGUCUCUCCAUGGUCCAGGCUCUGAUAUCACAGAGCUCUGACAUCCAGAAAGUACUGGCGUUCGAGGGUGCGUUCGAGCGCCUGUUCGCGAUCGUCACGCAGGAAGGCGGCAUCGAGGGAGGACACGUCCCUCAAGAGGCGUUAACAUGUAUCGACGGACUGCUCCGUUUCAAUUCUUCCAACCAGAGCUACUUCCGCGAAAGCCCAUCGCCACCCAUUCUAUGUAACCUUUUGCUGUUCCCUCCCUCGCUCCAGUUCCACCAACCAGCGCCGCAGGAGUUCGCGUUGCAAUUCUGGGAUUCGCAGAAAACAAUCAACGCCUCUAUGGUUGUUGGUAUCAUAGGCAUGCUGGCGUCUACCAAGGGCAAUCCGGUGCAAGAAGCACCCCCGUUCACGCGUUGCCUGGUCGAGAUUGCACUGGCCUCAAAUGCGCCUACGUCGAUUAAAACACAGGCCUUGCGACUGCUCCCGCCACAUAUGACGAUGCCUCUGUCAGAGCUGGUGCUAACACCGUACAUGCCUGUGCCGGAAUCGAACGGCGAGGAGUGGGAUCGUCUAGAGCCGGCAUCUGCGCUCGAUGCGUUGGUUGAGCUGGCUUUGCACGGAGAGUACAACGGUUUGGAGGCAAGCAAGCGAACGAAAGAGGGUCUCGAACUGCGGACGGCAGCUGUCACUGUAUUCGAGAAUUUUGCUCGGAAAGAAGAUAUCAAGCAGGCAAUCGUUCAGGCUAUGUUACCGCCGGAAGGGAGUGCUACAGACGCGCCACCCGUCACCCCCUUGAUACACUCGCUGAUAUCAUCCCCCGCCGCCACAUCCAUACUCGACCUAGCGGCGAUAUCGUCCACGCAUCUGGCAAGCUGGCUAUUUGCUCACCUUAUCCGAACAUCUGCUCGUGCCAAAACUCUAGCCCUAGCUAUAACCCCGCCUCCAGCACAUAGCUCCGCAGACCCAAACGCAGGUGGAGCCUUUUUCGUACCAGCUGACGGUCCACCGGCGGCAGGACAGCCGAUUACUGAGGAAGCAGAUGAUGAUGAACCGCCACAAACGCUGCUGCAUGUCCUCUGCGAGAAUCUGUCCCUCGCUUUCCUGUCUCGCUCUCGGGCCGACAACUCUGAGCGUGAAGCUCGGGAAUGGGAUAGAUUAAUUGUCGCUUACCUGACUUUGUUCUCACAGUGGCUUUGGGAGGAUCCUAGCGCAGUGCGAGAGUUCCUGAAUGCCGGCGGGUUAGGUGUCCUUGUGGAGGCUGCUAACCAGACCUCGGAAGCCGACUCUAUCAUCCCUGGGCUAUGUGCUUUCCUGCUCGGCAUAUGCUACGAGUACAACCGGGAGCCGGGGGAAAUUACCAGAACUACCAUCCACCCUAUCAUAAAUCGACUCGGUGUGGAAACUCUGAUCGGGCGUAUGACACGGUUGCGGGAGGACGAGCGGUUCAGAGCCAUUGUUCCCGAUUCAGUCGUCCUGCCUUAUCCCCAAGCUCCAUCGCACCUUCACGCUGGUUUGCAGAAAUCCGAGCCAGUGGAGAAUGAAGGCGAGAUCUGGUUUGACUGGGGAUUUGUCGACUUUUGGAAAUCAAAUUAUUAUGCUGUACAAAGAGGGCUGGCAACGGAUCCUCAUCAGAUAUCGGCUUCUAGUUCUGGCGCAGGGGCUGAGAGCGCCAUGCUGGUCGCGUCUCUCCGAGAAGUGAUACAGAACCAGGCCAAACAGAUUGAAGACCUGCAGAACAAGCUGAAAGAUGCCCAGGCCUAUCCGAAAGACGAUAUUGCCGCUCUGAAGGGGAGAGUCGAUGCUUUGGCCAGCGAGCUGAGGAUAUCGGAAGAGAAACGGAAGGAGCAGGAGAAGGAGCAGGAGGAUAUGCUUGUCCUGCUAGAUGAGCUCAGCAGUAAACGAAGUAGGGAUAAGAAGCGAAUGCAGGAAGCGGGGCUGGAAGUUUCCGAGGAUGAGGGCGACGAGGAGGACGAUGAUGAAUAG